UGUCAAUCAAUUAAGUGUGUUAUUGUUGAAUCUCGUGCGGACAAAAUUGAUCAUGACUCUUUUACAAGUAAUUUCUAGUUUAUUGGUAUUUUCUAUGUUUUGUGACUGUUUUCAGUUCAAUACAAGAGAAUGCGUGGCAUCCUGUGAGAAUAAGAGAAUUUCGAGCUCGUACGGUAAAGGAUUAUGCGAUGCAUUAUGUGUGCAGGAUUCGAUUGAUAAACGUCUAAAACAAGAUUUUGAAAGAAAAUUACCAAAGCCAGCGAUACCAAGAGCUUUUGAAAUUGGAUGGGAGAGGAUAGGUUUGGAUUUCAAUUCAACGGAGUUGACAAACUACAGUGGAGUGCGUUAUAUAUUGGAAGUAAAGCCGGAUUGGAAAGGUCACCAGAAAAAGGAUGUAUUUACCGUUUAUCCAUAUAUACAAAAAUACCAUUACACGAAUGAAACAACAUACUUCGUGAAGAAUCUUGAACCAAAUACCGACUAUCAGUUCCGUGUUAUGGCUGUAACGACGGACGACUCGUCAACCUUUAGCAAUUGGAGUAAUACAAUAUCAACAACAAAAAGUUGCUCAAAUCCUCCAUGUGGUGUGAGCAAAUUGCGCGUAGAGAUCACGACCGACGUGCCUUACAAGGGGAUGGUGUUCUUAAAAUCGGUACUUUACUGGGAGCCUACCACACUUAAAUCCUCUUAUCAGGAUUACAUAUUUGUACGCACUCUUAGACGCGCCUCACACGCUGUAUCAUUUUGUGGCGAAUACUUUGAAAACAAUUUACGAAGUGAUAGAGAAAAACUAAAAAAUCAGGAUAUUUUCACCAACAGGAACCUUACUACAUACACUCCACGUAAAGAUGAGACCCUGUAUUACGAUUGUUGGUACACUUUUGAGUUGUAUUUGCAACGUUUUUUUUGGGGAAAGUUAGCUGUGAGAGAAUGGAAAUUUUAUGUACCUGGUUGCAUAACGGUCAACACCUCCAAAAUUUGUGGUUGCCCAUAUGUUGGCAUCCAAGAUGACACAAGACAUUACGUAUUAAAUGUUACCAUCACGUCAUCGGACACUUCGGUGAUCGCUAAUGUAAACUGGAAUGAUAAUUUGUGGCGGAAUGAUGUCAAUGUCACGUACUAUUUGAUCGAACUUUACGACACGUCGAACACCUUUGCAGCUCUCCAAACCGAAUACUACGACGCUCACGCGAACGUCCACAACUAUAACGCGUCGUUCACGAAACUAAAUGCUGGACAAAAGCACAGAAUUAGAUUGUCAGCAUUUCAUGGUGAUCACUGUGUGCAUCAUAAGAUCGAUACUGUAUUAUUCUUUGCGAAAGACCCGUGUGUGAACGCAUCAUGUCCUGAAAAAAGCACUUGUCGUCCAGAUUUCUACAAAGGAGAUUACGAUUGCGCAUGCGAUUCUGAAUACGUAUUGUUAGAGGGUAGGUGUGUAGUUUAUCCAAUGAAUUAAUCUUCUUCAUCAAAAGUAUUUGUUCAACUAAU
Molecule: messenger RNA, 1488 nt
Organism: Dendronephthya gigantea
Lineage: Eukaryota; Metazoa; Cnidaria; Anthozoa; Malacalcyonacea; Nephtheidae
Exons: 14
Coding region: 53-1456 (467 amino acids)
Molecular function (GO): protein binding
Source: RefSeq, a predicted model, not a curated record